GCCGGGGGCGAGGAAACGCGGAGUCAGCUGCUCUCGGAGCCCCGCAGGCUGCAAUGUGACACCCACAGCCGCGGGAGGGGGUGGGGGAAGGCGGCGCCCGGAGACUGGGACGGGGGAGACCGAGACACAGGGAGAGAUGGGGACGAAGGAAAGGCGCGAGAGACACAGCCACUCGGAGUACUCGGGCUUGCUCCGCGGAGACUGGGGAUCGGGAGUAAGGGGGGAGACGGAGACCGAGAGGGAUGUAGAGGGUGCCAGAGAGAGGCCGAGAAGCGAGUUAGAAAUCGGAGCGCUGGAGAGAGAAACUUGAGAGAGGCAGGGCCAGACGGAGACACAGGUAGACACAGGAAGAGACGGGGUGUAAAAGAGGCAGGGAAAGGUGGAGAGACCGACCGGAAGAGGCUGGAAAGAGGACACAAAGCGGUGGGCCCUCCAGAGAGACUCCCUAAGAGAUAUAAAGUAGGGGAGACAGACACAGAGGUGCGUAAGGAGUUGGAGAGAGACCGAAGAGAAGGAGGACAAGAAGUUCCCAGGAUUCCUAGACGAAGACACUCAGGGGAAAAACAAACGAACAAACAGAACACCCAGAGCUAGAGCUGGAGGGGCAUAGCAUUCUCUGAUGAGUGUUGGGCCUUGGGAAGGGGGUGGCAGGUAAGAAUGUGGAGGAGGCACCCAAAGGGACUGGAAUCCAGUGCGGACGCAAAGUCCCUGAGGCUGCAAAGAGCUGAGUGAGUUUUGAGAAGCUGACAGGAGGUGGGACAGGAGUCGGGAGGUGAGGAGCCUUGGGGGCAGAGGGGCCAGAGGCCGAAGCUGGGUAGGGAGUGGAUGACACCAGAACUUGGGGACCUGGGGAACAGGGUUGGAGGGCAGGUCGGCCCUGCUUCCAGUGCCCACCUAGCCCCCCGAGGCCUUGCCUUCUCCUGGCCCACUGUCUGGGGCGGACUGGUUUUGCAGAGCAGUAAUGGUAGAAAAGACUCUGCCACCUUGAACUUCUAACCCAUCUGGAAUUCCAGUCCCACCACCUAAAUGCUGCAGCACCCUGGGCAAGUGGAUUUCUUAAGAAGGGCUACUUGGGUGGCUACUUGGGUAGAGAGCAAAGACUCGAAGUUCCUGACCAUAGUGACAGCCCUAUUUUGCUAAGGGGUGGGGGGGAGCUUCCUGUGUGGCAGGCCCCCUGCUGGGGCCUUACCUAACUCACGGAAUCUGCCCAGCAACGCCCAGAAGCAGAGACGAUGGUUUCCCUCCCCUCACAGAGGGAAACUGAGGCCACGGAUUCUGAGAGACUCACCAAGGGGACACGGCAAGUGGCAGGGCCAGGCUUAGUGUCUGGGUCUGUCCAUUCAUAAUGUUAUUGAGGGGAAACAGAUGGUCUCCGAGAGCCAACAACCAGUGAGCCUGGCACUGCCUAGGGCGAUGGGUGGCCCUGCGCGACCUGAGCCUGCUGUCCCCGCAGUGUCCUCAGCCUGGGGGGGCUGUGUGGAGGUGGACUCGGAGACGGAGGCCGUGUACGGGAUGACCUUCAAAAUCCUGUGCAUCUCCUGCAAGCGCCGCAGCGAGACCACCGCCGAGACCUUCACCGAGUGGACCUUCCGCCAGAAGGGCACAGAGGAGUUUGUCAAGAUCCUGCGCUAUGAGAACGAGGUGCUGCAGCUGGAAGAGGACGAGCGUUUCGAGGGCCGCGUGGUGUGGAACGGCAGCCGGGGCACCAAGGACCUGCAGGACCUGUCCAUCUUCAUCACCAACGUCACCUACAACCACUCGGGCGACUACGAGUGCCACGUCUACCGGCUGCUCUUCUUUGAGAACUACGAGCACAACACCAGCGUCGUCAAAAAGAUCCACCUUGAGGUGGUGGACAAAGCCAACAGAGACAUGGCAUCCAUCGUGUCGGAGAUCAUGAUGUAUGUGCUCAUCGUGGUGUUGACCAUAUGGCUCGUGGCAGAGAUGGUUUAUUGCUACAAGAAGAUCGCCGCGGCCACGGAGGCUGCUGCACAAGAGAAUGCCUCCGAAUACCUGGCCAUCACCUCAGAAAGCAAAGAGAACUGUACGGGCGUCCAGGUGGCCGAAUAGCCCUGGUAAGGCCCUGGGCUCCACCUCAAGGAAGAGCCAGCCCUAAAUGGGGAACAUCUGGGCACAGCCUGCCCCCAGUGGGGGUUGGCCAUUCCCGGGCCUCCACGAGCCUCAGAGUCCUGCCAACGGAGCCGCCAGGGUGGGAGGGGGCAGGGGGCUUGGCUCACACCCCCGAUCCAGCCUACUUCCUCCUGCUCCAUUGCCCACCCACGCCAUGCAUGAUGGGUAAAGCAAUACUGCCGCUGCCCCCACCCCUGCUUCUGCUGCCUGUUUGGGAGGGGGGGCGGUGAGGUGGGGGCAGCGGCUCCGCACCCCUCCUCCUUGCUGAUUUGCACACACUGGCCGCUUCAGAUGCACACUACUGGGGCCCAGCCCCUCCCUGCCCCAGCCCCCACCCGGUGGGGGGUCGUGAUGGGCUGGCACGGUUUGGGGCAGGGGGUUCUGGGGCCCACCCCGACCCCCAGCAACAUUUCCCCUCCUUCCUCUGGCUGGACCUGGGGUCCCCUCUCCCUGUGAUGCACUCUUGCCCCCGGCCCAACCCUGCCCUCUCUCACCAGCCUUGGAUCGUGGCCACUUAGAAAGGGGCCCGGUCAGCCUCGUCUCUCUUCACACAAGUAGUUUUGUUCAUGAAAUAAAGAUUCUUGGACUUGA
This is a messenger RNA of Prionailurus viverrinus (fishing cat), 2721 nucleotides long. It is a transcript of the gene SCN1B, whose product is annotated as sodium voltage-gated channel beta subunit 1. The record is from RefSeq and is a predicted model, not a curated record. Gene Ontology annotation, molecular function: sodium channel regulator activity. Lineage: Eukaryota; Metazoa; Chordata; Mammalia; Carnivora; Felidae. Gene Ontology annotation, biological process: cardiac muscle cell action potential involved in contraction; regulation of heart rate by cardiac conduction; sodium ion transport. The transcript is spliced from 5 exons. Gene Ontology annotation, cellular component: voltage-gated sodium channel complex. The coding region runs from base 1366 to 2070 and encodes 234 amino acids.